Trichomonas vaginalis G3 is the source of this 783-nucleotide messenger RNA. RefSeq lists its product as uncharacterized. The record is from RefSeq and is a predicted model, not a curated record. The transcript has a single exon. Lineage: Eukaryota; Parabasalia; Trichomonadida; Trichomonadidae. Bases 1 to 783 code for a protein of 260 amino acids. Gene Ontology annotation, molecular function: protein binding.
AUGAUAAACGCAAAGCAAUUAUUAAAGAGAUCGAAUAGAACAUUAAGGAAAAAUGAAACAGUGAACGACGCUCUUGCUACAUUAACACAUCUUCACAUGAAUGACUUGAAAAUAACUGAUAUGCCCGAUAUGAGUUUGUAUUUUUCCGCUGUAUGCUUAUAUGCAUAUGACAAUCAGAUCACAAGUCUUAAAGGAAUCGAGUGCCUGGCAAAAUUAGAAGAACUUCAAGCACAAAAUAAUAAAAUUACAGAAAUACCACCUUUAGGCCCAUUCCAACUCAUGAAAGCUGAUUUACGCAACAAUGAAAUAUCAGAAAUCAAAGGAUUUGAUAAUCAACACUUUAUUUAUGAAUUAUAUUUGUCACGCCAACGUGUUCCUGAAGUAGUUUUAACACAGAACUGCUUUAUAUCACUUGCCGAAUCAUUAGAAGUACUUGAAAUGGCAGAAUGUGGAAUUUCCAAUUUAGAAGAAUUUUACUGUCUUUAUCACUUACGAAUCUUGAAUUUAUCAGGAAAUAAGAUCGAUUCUCUCGAUAAACUUCAAGAAUUACUCGCUCGUCUUCCAGAACUAGAAAAACUCGAUUUGACAGGAAAUCCUGUUUGUUCAGAGGUCAAAUACCGCGAAAAAGUCAUUGUCAUGGGUAGAUUUACCGAACUGGAUGGAAAGGACAUCCCAGAAACUCAGAGAGAAACACUUAUCCGAAUGGCCUCAAGAAAAAUCGCAAAACCAAAGGCACCAAAGAAAGAAUUACCUCCUUCAAAUUUUGUUGUUCAUCAUUAUUAA